AGCAGUAUUAUACCACAAAUCAUUUGUAUUUAUAUUUGAAUAGAAAUACAACAAUGAAUCGAAAACGACCCAGAAAAGACAUUUCACAUAUAUCGAAGAGACACUUAAAUCGCCUAGCUGCAGAAGAAUCAAAACUUAUAUGUGACAGUGUAUUAAAUACAAGUGUAUUGUCAGAUAAUGAGAAUUAUAAAAAUCCAGAAUAUUUAAAAACCGGUUCCACAAAUAAUUCACAUAAUCGUUAUGAGACAUUUGCUACUGAAAAUGAUUCUAUUUAUGGACAAAAUAAUAUAUCUAUAAAAUGUGAAAAUGAGGAAUAUCUGGAAUUGAAUGAAUCUGAUUCAGAACAAUCAUCUGUGAGCAUUUAUUAAGAAUCUUCUCAAGAAUCACUACUUUAUAUUGCAUCUAAAAAA
This is a messenger RNA of Ooceraea biroi (clonal raider ant), 410 nucleotides long. RefSeq lists its product as uncharacterized. The record is from RefSeq and is a predicted model, not a curated record. Lineage: Eukaryota; Metazoa; Arthropoda; Insecta; Hymenoptera; Formicidae.